Molecule: messenger RNA, 2665 nt
Organism: Empidonax traillii (willow flycatcher)
Lineage: Eukaryota; Metazoa; Chordata; Aves; Passeriformes; Tyrannidae
Product: general transcription factor II-I-like
Exons: 23
Coding region: 1-2091 (696 amino acids)
Cellular component (GO): nucleus
Molecular function (GO): DNA-binding transcription factor activity
Source: RefSeq, a predicted model, not a curated record
AUGCUCCAAAGGGCCACGGCAGACCUCAAUGAUGAAAACAGUGUCUACAUCCGAUAUCGUACCGAUGGGAGCCUGUUCAACCUAAGUGAUAUUUUUAUGUUUCUUAAAGAUGAUGACGACUUCCAGCCCUCUAAUAAGAGACGAAAAAGGACCAAGUCAACUAAUGAAGCUGGCAAUACUGGGAGAAGAAAAGUGGGAAAGUUCAAUUUUGAGAAAUGGAAUGCACGAAUUACAGACUUGAGAAGGCAAGUUGAAGAGCUAUUUGAAAAGAAAUACGCUGAAGCUAUAAAAGCAAAAGGUCGAGUGUCUAUCCCAUAUUCACUCUUCCAGUCAAGUGUGGAAGACUUACAUGUGAAAGGGCUGCCAGAAGGUGUCCCCUUCAGGCGUCCAUCAACGUACGGCAUUCCCCGGCUGGAGAGGAUACUUCUAGCAAAGGAGAAGAUUCACUUUGUGAUUAGAAGGAAGGAACUUCUGAAUUCGACAGAUGUUCCAGUGGACAAAACAGCUACAGGAGUUUCAAAUACAGAAAAAGAGGAGUGGCAUGGCAAAGUCACCAAACUGAGAAAGAUAGUAGAUCAACUCUUCUGUAAAAAGUUUGCCAAGGCCUUGGGGAGCACUGAGCCCAAAGUUGUUCCAUACAAGAAAUUUGAAGCUCAUCCAAGUGACCUCUAUGUUGAAGGGCUGCCAGAGAACAUCCCCUUUAGGAGUCCCUCCUGGUAUGGAAUCCCUUGCCUUGAACAAAUAAUUCAAGUGAGCAAGAGAAUAAAAUUUGUGAUCAAAAGACCAGAGCUGCUAACUCUCACUUCAACUGGAGUUACUCAGCCCAGGUUGAAUUCAACAGAGAAAGAAAAUUGGAAUGCCAAGAUCACAAACCUAAGAAACCAAGUAGAAGAGAUAUUUAGUAAGAAAUUUGCCCAAGCUCUGGGGACUUCAGAGACAGUGAAAGUUCCCUAUUCUCUAUUUGAGUCAAAUCCUACAUAUUUGUGUGUUGAAGGCUUGCCAGAUGGAAUCCCCUUCCGGAGUCCCACAUGGUUUGGAAUUCCACGCCUUGAAAGAAUUAUCCGUGCAAGUGACAAAAUCAAAUUUGUUAUUAAAAAGCCUGCGCUUGUCGCUUCCUCUUUGCCUCGAAAACUGGCUAGUAAAAUAAACCAAAAAGAAAGGAGUCCAGGGAGUUCCCAAAGGUCACCAAGUCCCGCAGGCAAUUCAGAUGUCCCAGAGAUUGAAGUUACUCUUGAUGAAAGUCCCAGUAAAGAACAAACGACAAAUACUCAAACUAAUUCUCGAACCAAUGGCUCCAAUAUAAGUUCCAAGCCACAAGGAAAAGACUUCUCCUUUCAGGCAUGGAAUGAGAAAAUUUCUGUGUUAAGGCAGAAAGUCGAAGACCUUUUUAAUGAAAAAUGUGGGGAAGCACUAGGACUCAGUGAACCGGUGCAGGUGCCAUUUUCACUGUUUGAAUCCUUCCCGGAGCUUUUCUACGUGGAGGGACUACCUGAGGGGGUACCUUUCCGCCAGCCUUCAACUUUUGGAAUUCCAAGACUAGAGAAGAUCCUGAGAAACAAAUCUAAAAUAAAAUUCAUUAUUAAAAAGCCUAAGAUGCUGGAGGCAGCUAUUAAAGAAAGUUCUGCUAGAAGCCCCCAAAAUGAUGAAAGUGAGCGACUGUCAAAAGUAGAAAUGGCCAAACAAUUGAGAGAGCAAGUAAAUGAUCUUUUUAGCCAGAAAUUUGGUGAAGCCACUGGUAUGAAUUUUCCUGUGAAAGUUCCAUACAGAAAAAUCACAGCCAACCCUGGCUGUGUGGUGGUGGAGGGAAUGCCUCCCGGCGUGGAGUUCAAAGCACCCAGUUAUCUGGAAAUCAACUCCAUGAAGAAGAUUUUGGAAUCAGCAGAACUUAUCAAGUUUACUGUUACUCGACCAUUUCCAGGACUUGUGAUUAACAAUCAUCUGAUGGAAGAAGCUGAAGCUGAAGCAGAAGCAUCACCAACAGCAGCAGCCCCGGCAUUACCAGAGCCAGCUGAAACAACCAGAAUAGAAGUAUCUCUAGGAGAUAAUACAGAAAAAGAAGAAAAUUCUCAAAUAAAGCAAGAACUACACUGAAUGUCGUAGACAUCACCAGUACCAGAAGCAUCCGGUUCUGAGAAGAGCUUGCUGGGCCUGUCUAGAGCUGUGUAAUAUAACUGUAUAAGAAAAGUACCUUCAAUACAAACCCUUUUGUAUAAGAGAAAUACCUUCUAUAUAAACCCUUUUGUAUUUUUAAAUAUCAAUGUUUACUUUUUCAGCAGUUCUGUGAAUUGACUAAAGCAAAGAAUGACUGUAGAUUUGGAAUGGCUGCUUUUACUUUGGAAUAUAUUUUAAGGACUAAAUAUGAUGCAGCAAUGCUGGGGAGAUGAUAGGGAUUAAAAUGAUUAGGGACUUAGCUGAGGCUGUUUACAUUUCCCAGUGCAGCGGAAUUUCACGAUACCUGAAUGCAUCUCAGCUUUUCUCAUGAGGAAAAAUUUCUGUAAAGAGUUCACUUUAUUUACUAUGGAAGAAAAAAAAAAUCAUUCAUUUUCAGUUACUAUUUUAAUGGUUAAUUGGACAAUAGUGUCUGCAUAUUUGAACUGAUUUUUCCUGUUAUUCCUGUCACAAUUCUUAUGUUUUUCCUAAAUAAAAGAUAAACUGUUUCAUUUGA